Molecule: messenger RNA, 1390 nt
Organism: Cervus elaphus (red deer)
Lineage: Eukaryota; Metazoa; Chordata; Mammalia; Artiodactyla; Cervidae
Gene: PNMT
Product: phenylethanolamine N-methyltransferase
Exons: 4
Coding region: 456-1307 (283 amino acids)
Cellular component (GO): cytosol
Molecular function (GO): phenylethanolamine N-methyltransferase activity
Source: RefSeq, a predicted model, not a curated record
GCAGUAAACAGGGCGGCUAUCUGUCCAGUCCCCCUGACUGCCGUGGGCCCUGGCCUCUGCCUCUAGCCCUCUGGCACUGUGCGGUGCCCAGGAGUCCAGUUGGCAUCCAGGGUUUGUUGAAAUGAUCUCAUGGAGAAUAAGGAGGGGGCUGGCACCAGGACUGUCCUUAGCUGUGCCAGGGUGUGGUUGGGGUGAGGGACCCCAGGGCUGACCUCUCUCUUGGUUCUGAAUCCGGACGGAAUCAAUCCUUGGCUGGGGUCAGGUGUUCCACCCUCCCUGGCCCAGGAGACCAAGGGACACUAAAGGAGAUGGAUGGGAUAGGGAAGACGCAGCGCGUGGCCCCAGGCAGCUCAUCGCUCAGCCGCCGCCCCCGCACCGGAGGGGCCAGGGCGGGCGAGCGGGGGUCGCGCCGCAGAUAAAGGCGAGCGGGGCUCAAGGGCGGCCGCGGCAGCAGCAUGAGCGGGACAGACUGGAGCCAGGCGGCGGGCGCGGUGCCCGACUCAGACCCGGGCCUGGCGGCGGUCGCCUCGGCCUACCAGCGCUUUGAGCCCCGCUCCUACCUUCGCAACAACUAUGCGCCGCCGAGGGGGGACCUGAGCUGCCCCGACGGCGUCGGGCCUUGGAAGCUGCGCUGCUUGGCUCAGACCUUCGCCACCGGGGAGGUGUCUGGCCGCAGCCUCAUUGACGUCGGUUCAGGCCCCACUAUAUACCAGCUGCUCAGCGCCUGUGCCCACUUUGAGGACAUCACCAUGACAGAUUUCCUAGAGGUGAACCGCCAGGAGCUGAGGCUCUGGCUGCGAGAAGAGCCUGGGGCUUUCGACUGGAGCGUGUACAGCCAGCACGUCUGUCUCAUCGAGGGCAAGGGGGAAUCCUGGCAGGAGAAGGAGCGCCAGCUGAGAGCCAGGGUGAAGAGGAUCCUGCCCAUCGACGUGCACCAGCCCCAGCCCCUGGGCGCUGGAGGCCUGGCACCCCUGCCUGCCGAUGCCCUGGUCUCUGCCUUCUGCCUGGAGGCUGUGAGUCCGGACCUGGCCAGCUUCCAGCGGGCCCUGGACCACAUCACCACACUGCUGAGGCCUGGGGGGCACCUCCUCCUCAUUGGGGCCCUGGAGGAGUCAUGGUACCUGGCUGGGGAGGCCAGGUUGGCGGUGGUGCCCGUGCGCGAGGAGGAGGUGAGGCAGGCCCUGGUGCGGAGUGGCUAUGAGGUGCGGGAUCUGCUCACCUACACCAUGCCUGCCCACCUUCGGACAGGUGUAGAUGAUGUCAAGGGCAUCUUCUUCACCUGGGCCCAGAAGAAGGUGGGGGUGUGAGGCCCCUGUACACGCAGGGCCAAUGGCCCUCACCCACCCAGAUUCCCCAUUGUCUGCGGUGCCUCUAAUAAAGAAAUAAGUCC